Messenger RNA from Kuraishia capsulata CBS 1993, 1227 nucleotides. RefSeq lists its product as uncharacterized. The coding region runs from base 1 to 1227 and encodes 408 amino acids. The record is from RefSeq and is a predicted model, not a curated record. NCBI's taxonomy places the organism in Eukaryota, Fungi, Ascomycota, Pichiomycetes, Pichiales, Pichiaceae. Gene Ontology annotation, biological process: activation of GTPase activity; nucleocytoplasmic transport. Gene Ontology annotation, cellular component: cytosol; nucleus; perinuclear region of cytoplasm. The transcript has a single exon. Gene Ontology annotation, molecular function: GTPase activator activity; small GTPase binding.
AUGGCUACAGCUUUUGACCUGGACCUGGGAAUUUCCCAGGAUGCCACCUACUCCAUCGCCGGGAAGUCCAUCAAGUUCGACUCUGUUGAGGACAUCGAGCCGUUCCUCAAGCAGAUGGACGCCUACGCUACAUUGAAGAAGAUAGACUUUUCAGGAAACACCAUUGGUGUUGAGGCAUCCAAGGCGCUAGCUGAAUCUAUUGAAAAGGCUAAGGACUCCUUGGUGGAUGUCAACUUUGCAGAUUUCUUCACAGGAAGACUCAAGGAUGAAAUUCCAAGGUCGUUGGAGUACAUUCUGCCUGCUCUAUUGAAGUGUCCUUACUUGAGAGUACUCAACCUUUCCGAUAACGCAUUCGGUCUACAGACUAUCGACCCUAUAGAAUCUUUUCUGGAAAGAGUUGUAGCUCUGGAGCAUCUUAUCCUGUCCAAUAACGGUAUGGGACCCUUUGCUGGUGCCAGAAUCGGAAAGGCCCUCUACAAGCUUGCGGCCGCUAAAGCGAAAGACUCCAAAGCUCCUCAGUCUCUCAAGACAUUCUACUGUGGAAGAAAUAGACUGGAAAACGGUUCCGUUAAUUAUUUGGCCAUCGGCUUGAAAGCUCACAAGGGCCUUGAGUCUAUCAGGCUCUAUCAAAACGGAAUCAGACCAGCUGGUAUAUACAAACUCUUUGAUCAGGGAUUGAAGUACAACAAGUUCCUCAAGGUGGUGGACUUGCAAGAUAAUACAUUCACCACUCAAGGAUCCCUCGCUUUGGCCGCUGCUCUAGAGUCAUGGACCGAGCUUGUGGAGUUGAACCUCAACGAUUGUUUGUUGAAGCCAAAGGGUUCCUUGGCCGUGGUGAAGGCAUUUGCUGAGAGCGGUUCCAAGCCAAAUCUCACCACACUUAAACUUCAGUAUAAUGAGCUGGACGAAGAGUCAUUGCCCUUGCUUGUUGAAGUUGUCAAAUCCAGGCUUCCAAACUUGAAAAUUUUGGAAUUGAAUGGUAACAAGUUUGCCGAAGACACCGAUGAGAUUGACAGUAUCACCGCCAUCUUCGAAGAGAGAGGUUUUGGUGAGUUGGAUGAGCUAGACGAACUAGAAGAGCCAGACAGCGACGAAGAAGAUGAGGACGAGUCUGAAGAGGAAGACGAGCAAGAUGACGGCGUAAUUUUGGAAGAUUUGGAGAAGGAAUUGAAGCAAGACAAAGAUGUUGAGAAGCUGGUGCUUGAGCUCGAGGAGACCCAUAUGUAA